CACCCGACUCCCUAGAUUACUAUGGGAUCGGUAGGGUCCUGAGCGUCGGAGAAGCAAGAAAGCAUAGCCCACGAAGAAGGGCCUGAACGCAGAAGAAAAUCGAGAUCUGCUGGGGAUUUUUUUUUUGGUCUUGGUUGUGCAAGGGAGGAAGAGAAAGUUGUGAGGCCCUGUCGAAAGUGAGGCAGCGCGAAGGCCCCCUCAGGCGGCGCCGAGGGCAGCCCCGGCAGCCGGGGCCUGGUGCAGCCGCGGCCGCUGUCAGGGAAGCGCAGGCGGCCAAUGGAACCCGGGAGCCGCCGCUGCUGCUGAGGCGGCGGUGUCGGCAGCCCGACCCCGACCGCCCGCACCCCCUCCGCCGGGGUCCCCCGGAGCCCCGAAUCUUUCCCAUGGCCUCCGCCUUUACCCCUUUUCCUAUUUUGUCCCUUUCCUCCGAUGUCUAUAUGCCACCCCAGCACUGGGUUCCCUUUUCCCUGAUCUAAAGAUUGUGGCCCUCUCUUCCUCUGCUGCUUCUGAUUCCGUUACCUCACUGCCACCCAUCCAUCCAGCUCCUGGCUUCCAAGAAUUGUCUAUUCCCUUCUCCUGAACGGAUCUAGGCUCUCAUCAUCAUUCCCAAAGUACUACUUACAUUCUCCUUUGACCUUAAGCCUUACCCUUCUUCUCUGGAGUGCUUUAUGAUUCCUGUAACUUUCUUUAACUUCCCUCUACCCUUCCUCAAUUCCCCCAACCUCUGGAGGUUUGUUCCUGUAGAAGAGAGAUCUGACAGUGCCCCUUCCCAUUCAGGAUUUCCAACUUCGAUACCUCCCUCGAGUUUCAAGGGUUUUGCUGAUCCUUGUGACACUUGGUUCCGUUUUCCCUAUGGUCUUUACCUUUACAUAUCACUUAUUUCUGGAUCAGCUAAACCUUGAGCUAAGAAGAAAAUGUGUUGGGAGGAGGGGGAGCCUCAGCUGUCUCAGGCUUUUCUCUGGACAGAAGGGUGUUUCUGAAGGAUGGAGCAAGUUUAAAAGAAGUUCCUAUCAGAUUACACUUUGUUGGAGGAACGAACAGUCCUGCAUGGAAACUGAAUGAGGUUGUGAGAAAUUUUGUUUUGGAUUAUUUAAUUUUAGGCUUGUCUUAAAGGGAUCACAGAAUAGAGUCUCCUCCCACUCCUAAGAGGAAUCAGUUUACUGUCUGGCUUCACUAGAAUGGUUUUGGUUGAUUCCUUAAGAGUUUAGGCCUGCAGUGGGGUUGGUCAGGGGGUAACUGGGAAAAGGAACAUGAGACAGUGGAAAGAGCUUGUAUAUUCAGAAUCAGGACUCCUGAGUUCAGCAUGUGACUUCCUCACUUGACCUUUAGAGUGACUUUUUUUGGGAAAAUGGUCCACUCUGUAGGCAUCAGUGCAGUAAGAGGCUUAUAGCAGGAUGUGGGUUGGGGGAAAAAAAUUAGACUUAAUUAUUUGUUUACAAAACAUUCUGGGUUCCUCAGACACAAGGUAUUUAUGAGUAGUGAUUUAGUUGUUCUGAGAAUUUUCUUUCAUUCUGGUCUCUCUGUUGGGCCUUUCUAGUCUUACAACCAUGGGAGUAAAUCAGUUUGAAAGACAAGCUCCAGGCCAGCUUCUUUCAUCUGCCUUGCCUUUUUCCCCCACUGCUGUAAGUUUCUGACCACCUUUGCUGUUCCUCUUGUACUUGAGCCAUAACUCCAGAUUCUGUAGAUGGAAAGUAUGUUUGUGGGAAAGUCCUUUGAAGAAACUGGCUGGAAAAGAAAACUUGGAGUGAAUUAGGCCUUAGGAAACUAGUUGCUUCCUUGUAUGCCAUGUCUCUUGGCCUGCGAUAGCGAAGAGAGCAUAUGAAGGUCCAUUCAUCUUCCUACUCCACGCCUGUUUGAAAGUAAUCAUGAUGCCUCAUCCCACUUCUCCCUUUGUCUCCUUCCUCGUUAGCCAGUGUCCAAUCUCAUAAUUCCACUUUUUAGGAGCAGCUUCACUCCUUGGAAGCACCCCCAAAGAGAAGUCAUAUUUCCUCUAGUUUCCCUGCUUCCUUCUCAGAGCUGGGUCCACACUGCACAAGAACAUGUUUGUUGAAUGCCAUCUAAAGCAGCAAAUUGAGAUUCUUUGAUUUGGGGAAGAAGUUUGAGAGGGACCUCUCAGUAACUGGCAUGAGACAAGAGAGGGCCUAGUUCAAGUGCAUUUGGAGCUUGCAGCAGGAGGGAACAAUUCAGAGAGAGCCUGGAAGCUCGAAGUCUGGCUGUGGCCAUGGGAGAUACGGUAGUGGAGCCUGCCCCGCUGAAGCCAACUUCUGAGCCCACUCCUGGCCCAUCAGGGAACAAUGGGGGCUCCUUGCUAAGUGUCAUCACGGAGGGGGUCGGGGAACUAUCACUGAUUGACCCUGAGGUGGCCCAGAAGGCCUGCCAGGAGGUGCUGGAGAAAGUCAAGCUUUUGCAUGGAGGCGUGGCCAUCUCUAGCAGAGGCACCCCACUGGAGUUGGUCAAUGGGGAUGGUGUGGACAGUGAGAUCCGUUGCCUGGACGAUCCACCCUCCCAGAUAAGGGAGGAGGAAGAUGAGAUGGGGGCCACGGUGGCCUCAGGCACAGCCAAGGGAGCAAGAAGGCGGCGGCAGAACAACUCAGCCAAACAGUCUUGGCUGCUGAGGCUGUUUGAGUCGAAACUAUUUGACAUCUCCAUGGCCAUUUCAUACCUGUAUAACUCCAAGGAGCCUGGAGUGCAAGCAUACAUUGGCAACCGGCUCUUCUGCUUUCGUAAUGAAGACGUGGACUUCUAUUUGCCCCAGUUGCUUAACAUGUACAUUCACAUGGAUGAGGACGUGGGUGAUGCCAUCAAGCCCUACAUCGUCCACCGUUGCCGUCAGAGCAUUAACUUUUCUCUCCAGUGUGCCCUGUUGCUGGGGGCCUACUCUUCAGACAUGCACAUUUCCACUCAACGACACUCCCGCGGGACCAAGCUACGGAAGCUGAUCCUCUCAGAUGAGCUGAAGCCAGCUCACCGAAAGAGGGAGCUGCCCUCCUUGAGCCCAGCCCCUGACACAGGGCUGUCUCCCUCUAAAAGGACUCACCAGCGCUCUAAGUCAGAUGCCACCGCCAGCAUAAGUCUCAGCAGCAACCUGAAACGAACAGCCAGCAAUCCUAAAGUGGAGAAUGAGGAUGAGGAGCUCUCCUCCAGCACCGAGAGUAUUGAUAUUUCAUUCAGUUCCCCUGUCAGACUGGCUCCUGAACGAGAAUUCAUCAAGUCCCUGAUGGCGAUUGGCAAGCGGCUGGCCACACUCCCCACCAAGGAACAGAAAACACAGCGGCUGAUCUCAGAGCUCUCCCUGCUCAACCAUAAGCUCCCUGCCCGAGUCUGGCUGCCCACUGCUGGCUUUGACCACCACGUGGUCCGCGUGCCCCACACCCAAGCUGUUGUCCUCAACUCUAAGGACAAGGCUCCCUACCUGAUCUAUGUGGAAGUCCUCGAAUGUGAAAACUUCGAUACCACCAACGUCCCCGCCCGGAUCCCGGAGAACCGAAUUCGUAGCACCCGGUCUGUAGAGAACCUGCCCGAAUGCGGCAUCACCCAUGAGCAGCGGGCAGGCAGCUUCAGCACUGUGCCCAACUAUGACAACGAUGAUGAGGCCUGGUCGGUGGAUGACAUAGGCGAGCUGCAGGUGGAGCUCCCUGAAGUGCACACCAACAGCUGUGACAACAUCUCCCAGUUCUCCGUGGACAGCAUCACCAGCCAGGAGAGCAAGGAGCCUGUGUUCAUUGCAGCAGGCGACAUCCGACGGCGCCUUUCGGAGCAGCUGGCUCACACCCCCACAGCCUUCAAACGAGACCCAGAAGACCCUUCUGCAGUUGCUCUCAAAGAGCCCUGGCAGGAGAAAGUGCGGCGCAUUAGAGAGGGCUCCCCCUAUGGUCAUCUCCCCAAUUGGCGGCUCCUGUCAGUCAUUGUCAAGUGUGGGGAUGACCUUCGGCAGGAGCUGCUGGCCUUCCAGGUGUUGAAGCAACUGCAGUCCAUUUGGGAACAGGAGCGAGUACCCCUGUGGAUCAAGCCAUACAAGAUUCUUGUGAUUUCGGCUGACAGUGGCAUGAUUGAACCAGUGGUCAAUGCUGUGUCUAUCCACCAGGUGAAGAAACAGUCACAGCUCUCCUUGCUCGAUUACUUCCUGCAGGAGCACGGCAGUUACACUACUGAGGCAUUCCUCAGUGCCCAGCGCAAUUUUGUGCAGAGUUGUGCUGGCUACUGCUUGGUCUGCUACCUGCUGCAAGUCAAGGACAGACACAAUGGGAAUAUCCUGUUGGACGCAGAAGGCCACAUCAUCCACAUCGACUUUGGCUUCAUCCUGUCCAGCUCACCCCGAAACCUGGGCUUUGAGACAUCAGCCUUUAAGCUGACCACAGAGUUUGUAGACGUGAUGGGCGGCCUGGAUGGCGACAUGUUCAACUACUACAAGAUGCUGAUGCUGCAGGGGCUGAUUGCUGCUCGGAAACACAUGGAUAAGGUGGUGCAGAUCGUGGAGAUCAUGCAGCAAGGUUCUCAGCUUCCUUGCUUCCAUGGCUCCAGUACCAUCCGCAACCUCAAGGAGAGGUUCCACAUGAGCAUGACUGAGGAGCAGCUCCAGCUGCUGGUGGAGCAGAUGGUGGAUGGCAGCAUGCGGUCCAUCACCACCAAACUCUACGAUGGUUUCCAGUACCUCACCAACGGCAUCAUGUGACAUCCUCCUUCUCAGGCCCUGGAGCCAUAGGGGAUUCAGGGGACCCUCCCUGGGAAGGCCCUUGUCAGAGAAACCCUAAACCAGGAAGCCCCACCCACCCAGCCAUCCACCAAGGGAAAUGGAAGGCAAGAAAUACAGAGGAUCAUGUGGUAACUGUAGAGCUUGCCAGGGGGGUUGGGAGAACCAGCCGUGGGGUCGACUUGCUGGGGCUUUCCUGCCGCCCCCCCGCCCCCGUCAGCUGUGUCAGUAUUACCACCUGACAGACUCCAGGGCUUACUGCCCUCCAGAGAACACAAGUGAUAAAUGUGAGGGACACCGGGGCCUUUCUUCUCCUCACUAGGGUUCAAGAGGUUCUUUCCUCAGGCCAUCCUCUUAAUGUGUCCUGGGUCCCAGGAAGGAGAAAAGAGUAGGUUCUUGGUACUAAGGACUUGAUCCUGUGGUUGGCCUUUGGCCAUGCUGCUGCCCGACUCUGUCACCUCCCAGGGACUGACCCCUAGCCCGAGUUCCCCUUGGUAGGUGGGCUUUGGCAUAGGGUCCUGCACUUGCUGAGGUUCCCCAUCCCAGGAGUGAGGAAGGGAAUGAUCACAGCCCCUUCAGUCUGAGGGUAUUGGCCUAGCCGUGGGGAAUUCCUUGCCCUUAUCCCUUCCCCACACCCAGGGAAAUAGCUCUCAAUUUUUUAUUUUUAAUUUUUGUUUGAAAUAAAGUCCUUAGUUAGCCA
Messenger RNA from Kogia breviceps (pygmy sperm whale), 5390 nucleotides. The record is from RefSeq and is a predicted model, not a curated record. Lineage: Eukaryota; Metazoa; Chordata; Mammalia; Artiodactyla; Physeteridae.